AUGGGUCAACUGUUGAUGUGUAUAUCUACGAGCUAUCAAAUCCGUGUUAAUGUCAAGGAGAAAAUCAUCGACGGAUCGCUGCGCGAACCGCGGAUGGUCGAUGGUGAAAUUAACAAUGGCGAUGGCGCAUUGGCCAAGGAACUGUCGGAGCAGGGCAAAGCUCACGGUCGCAAAAUGGAGGAAUUCAAUCGCCAGGCAUCCGAAUUUAUCUUCCGAGAGAACAACGCCAACGGGCGCGUAGAACCCGAUACUAUCGAUCUGCAUGGUCAGUUCGUGGAGGAAGCGGAGGAGAUCCUGGAACAGCGAAUCAAAAUCGUCGGAAAAGGGAAUCACUCUGCCAACCACGUCCAAAAGAUCAAACCCCGUGUCGAACAAGUCUGUCGCGAACUUGGCCUCCAAUAUGCCACCGAAGAGAACGCCGGCCGGAUCCACGUCAACCUUACUGGUGGACCGGCCGAUAUGGCCCAGAGUGGUUAUACCCCGUCUCAUCAGCAGUAUCCCGGCCAACAGCCCCAUCACCAACCACAUCACCAGCAGCAACAACAGCAACAGCAACAGCAACAAGAUCCUGUGGAGCAGAUGGUCAACGCGAUCCUUCCGCGUGUCUUACGCAAGCUGGAAAAGGCCUGCUGCGUGGUCAUGUAG
Molecule: messenger RNA, 645 nt
Organism: Aspergillus tanneri
Lineage: Eukaryota; Fungi; Ascomycota; Eurotiomycetes; Eurotiales; Aspergillaceae
Product: Smr domain-containing protein
Exons: 4
Coding region: 1-645 (214 amino acids)
Source: RefSeq, a predicted model, not a curated record